This is a messenger RNA of Miscanthus lutarioriparius, 1488 nucleotides long. Lineage: Eukaryota; Viridiplantae; Streptophyta; Magnoliopsida; Poales; Poaceae. The record is from the annotation of a GenBank genome assembly.
AUGGACGUGGAGGUGGCGCGGCGGCACGUCAACGAGCAGAACGCGCCGUCACGGCCAUGGUUUUUGGUGUCGGGCAUGGCUGCCGGCGCGCCUUGCCCAAGUGCGGCGUGGGCGGGGCCAACCUGGCUACAGCUGGAAUUAGGCAUCAGCCCUGCUCUCCUACCACCAGCCCUUACGAAACCGGCAGCAAAAUGCGCGCGAGGCGGUUCCAUUUCUGCCACCCCAUUUGGAUCGCGUUCCCAGACACAGGGCGACGCCGUUGGGAUCGCAUCCGUGGAGGUGGAGGUGGAGGUGGAGGUGGAGGCAACCAUGACAGGCACGGUAAAAGUCCACAAUGUCUCUCUUAAAGCAUCAGAGCAAGAUAUUAGUGAGUUCUUUUCAUUUUCCGGCGAGAUAGUACAUGUAGAAUUACAAAGUUGUGAUGAGCGGUCACAGUUUGCCUACAUCACGUUCAGAGAUAAUCAAGGAGCAGAGAGGGCUAUGCUUCUUACGGGAGCGACUAUAGAAGAUAUGGCUGUCAUCAUCACACCAGCCACCGAUUACAAGCUACCAGCAUCCGUUUUAGCUGAUCUAGAGUCAAAAAAUACUGGUGGCAUGGAAUCCGCUCUUCAGAAGGCUGAGGAUAUUGUAGGUUCUAUGCUAGCCAAAGGGUUUGUUCUUGGCAUGGAUGCCGUUGAAAAAGCAAAGGCCUUUGAUGAAAAGCAUCAGCUCACAUCAACUGCAACUGCCAAAGUCGCUUCCCUUGACAGGACAAUGGGCUUAAGCCAGAAGUUCAGCACCGGGACCUUAGUGGUGAAUGAGAAAAUGAAGGAAAUGGAUGAGAAAUACCAGGUUGCAGAGAAGACCAAGACAGCAUUAGCCGCGGCUGAGCAGACUGUCUCUACUGCUAGUUCUGCCAUCAUGAGUAACAGAUAUAUCCUUACAGGUGCAGCAUGGGUAACUGAUGCCUACAACAAGGUUGCAACCACUACAACCGAUGUUAGCACGAAGACAAAGGAAAGGAUGAUGGCUGAGUGGGAGGGAGCCAAUCAGAGCGGUGAAACCACAAAGGUUGAUUCGCUUGAAAGCUCUGAAGUGGAUGAGCAAGAGUGCAAGCGUCAUGAAGAUGAUUCUACAAACAACUUCAUUCUAGAUAGUCCUGAAAUGACUUGUCAGGAGAGUGAGCAUCAAGCGGGUGAACGUCAAAUGACUAAUGUAGAGGAGCAGAAAAAUCACGAGGGUGAAAUUGCAGUAGCCCACAUGCAAGAAAACACUGAGACAGCUGAGAAGAAUCCUAGCUGCCACGAGAGUGAAGUAUCCAAGGCCAAUGUUCAUGAUAGUGUUCUAAUGACUGAGCAAAGUGAGCGAGAGCAUAAGCAACCCGAAGGUGAAUUUGCAAAGACCCAUGUCCCAGGAAGCCCUGUCACUAUUCCGGUCACCAUGUCCACUAUUGACGGGAACUCUAGCAACAGUCCCAAGAAGCCUGAUUCUGCUGAGGGUUUUCUAUGA